Messenger RNA from Ctenopharyngodon idella (grass carp), 6999 nucleotides. RefSeq lists its product as uncharacterized. The transcript has 2 exons. Gene Ontology annotation, molecular function: nucleic acid binding; aspartic-type endopeptidase activity; zinc ion binding. Bases 799 to 6423 code for a protein of 1874 amino acids. Lineage: Eukaryota; Metazoa; Chordata; Actinopteri; Cypriniformes; Xenocyprididae. Gene Ontology annotation, biological process: proteolysis; DNA integration. The record is from RefSeq and is a predicted model, not a curated record.
CUAUUGUAGAAAAGAGAACAUGGCCCCUUUAAGUAUUUUAGUUACCCUUUCUGUGAUCUAGUCUCUUAUUGGUUGUUCAGUUACGCACUCUUUUGUAUAGAGCGUAAAGUUACGUUUUUCUUCUUUAGUUAGAUUUUGGGGUUGCUCGCAUGCUCAUCGCACGUCGGAAAACUGCCGUCCUGUGCCGGAGCAAGAGCACCUAGCAGCCACAUCAGUUUCAUACAAAGUGUGUGUUCAUGAACGAUACUGUUGGUGAGUGCGCUGUGAACUGUGACUUACAUCUGUGCAGAACAGUAAACUCUGUGAACGAAUCCCCUUGUCGUGGCUCAUUUCACCCGCGUUUCCCACUGCAUCGACCCAAAGCAGUAGCACGACAACUGGUGUCAGAAGCGGGGAUUUAUCUGGAUGUGUUUGAAACUCCGUAAAUUAACCCAGAGGGAUUUUGGAUAUUGGCAAAAUAACAUAUGACAACAGUGGAUGUUGCAGUCGCAAGCUAAUUUGUUAGCGCUUCUUCAAGACCAGGCCGGAGGCGCGAGGUGGCUGACGUCAUCGCGCCCGAUGAGAACUGUGUUGACUCAACUACACUGUGAACUGUCAGAGGCAUUAGAAAAAUAAAUGCUCCUGGAGGACGUCUGUGAAGAUAAUUGACUGUAAAAAAAAAAAAAUAAUAAUAAUAAUAAUAAAAGAAAAAAAAGAAAAAAGAUAAAUAUAAGAAAAAAAACAAAGAAAAAAGAAAAGAAAGAGAGAGAAAAAUAACAAUAGAAACAAGAGAGAUAGUAAAUAGAGAAAUAUUAAAACAUGUCCCAGGAAGAUUUACACCAAAGAGCAAUGGCAGCAGCAGCCCCUGAUCCUGACCAACCUCCAGACUGGGUGAAAGUGAUGCUCGAAUGUCAGAACAAGAAUAAUGAGCAACUGCAAAAGAUGAUGGCUCCAAUAUUGAACCACAUUGCGAGUAAUACCCAAGCCCCGCAAACAUCCAUGUCCACUGCGCCCAGGUGGGACACCCGUGAGAGCUCACAGCCUACUGUCAGAGAGAGGCGGAUGCCUUACUCUGAUUCACCAUUGCCCUCAGAGAAUCCAGAGAGGUCACGCAACAUUACAAGUGGGCCAUUUGCUGCUGAGCUGGAAGUCAUACAACAGAGAGCACGUACUUCAGGCCCCACCAGAGUUACCCCCUCCAUAGAGACAAGUGUUAGACAUCGAAGUAGUGAGCGUGGCUCUCAGCUACUGCCACCUACAUACGCCGUUGAACAAAGACACAGUAUUCUUCCUCAUCAAGGCCAAGCCAUCCCUCAAGAGUGUCCCAGAGCAAAGCUCGCUAUUUUUGAUGGUAGUGGGGACUGGGAAUCGUUUCUAGUACCAUUUGAACGGCAGGCCAGGAAGUAUGGUUGGAGUGGAGCCCACAGAGUGGAUUAUUUGCAUGAAUGUCUGAGGGGGGCAGCAAUUAAGUAUGUCUGUUCACUUCCUGAGCAUAUUCGAGAAGACUACAUUCUUCUUAAAGAGCAGCUAACUCAACGUUUUGGUCAGCGAGACCCCCCAACCACAAUUAGAAGGAAGCUGGGAGAACUCCGCCAGUUUAAAGAGUCGGCAGCAGAGUUUGCAGAAGAGGUACAACGCUUAGUCACUUUAGCAUACCCUGGUGUGGAGCUUGAUCUGCAAGAUCAACUUGCCACAGAUUUCUUCCUCAAGGGGCUUCGUAACCAAAAGGUGGCUUAUGAAGUAAUGAACAGAGAUCCUCAUUCAUUAGUGGAGGCUCAAAGACUUGUAGAGGCCCAUGAGCACAAUUAUCGAGCCACCGUGGGACGUGAUGUUGAUGCAAAAAGCAGAGCCAGGCGUAUUUCCUGGGCAGAUGAUGAUGAAGUGUCCAGUGAAACUCCAGCAGCAUCACGCAGGGUGCAGAGUCCAACUUAUAUCACUGCAGACCAGCUAGCUCUUCUUUCGCAGAAAACUGCAUUCCUAACAGAAACAGUGGAGAGAAUUAGUAAGAACUAUGUGACUGCUGACCAGUUUCACCUCCUGAUGGAGAAGAUGGAGCAGCUGCAAUCAAAACUAGACAAUGCUGUGGCCAAGGAGCCAAGAAAGCUGGAAGCAGCAAAUCAGGAAAAGAGGCGAGGUCGGUCUCCCAUACAAAGUGGAGCAGCACAAACCAAGUCCUACUCACCAAGUCCCAGCCGUGUUGGAACAGGUCUGUGUUAUCACUGUGGUGAAGAAGGACAUUUUCGCAGAGAGUGUGUGAGGCUGUCAACCCCACCACCUAACUCCAGUCAAAGUAGUAAGGAGCAGAACCGCAGUACUGCUCCAAGGGAUGUAGUAAGCUGGAGAAGCCAGUCCCCUACACCACAGGUGGGACGCACUACAAGUAGAGGCCCAAGCUUGCUCAUUGAUGCAACUGUGAACAGCAUUCCAGUGAAAGCCGUUGUAGACACAGGAGCUGAAGCGACGGUUAUCUCAGAAACCUUGUAUCAGCAGUUUCCCUUAAAUAAGCAGACAGCUUUAACACAGACAUGUCUCCAUAAUGCAGAAUCAGGGAAAGACAUGAGCGCCAAAGCUGGACUAAAAGUUAAAUUCCAAAUCGGUACAUGGAGUGCAGAAUGGGAAGUCUUUGUGGCUCCGAUACGUGACUCUGUUCUUUUGGGCCUAGACCUCCUGCAGGCUGCAAACAUAACAAUCCAUUCUAGUGGCAGAGUUUUCAUUGAGGAAGAGUUGGUUCCCGCUAAGAUUGUCGGAGGUGAUGGAACAGACUACCAUGUCGCACGAGUGGUCCUGGAGACAGACACAAUGUUACCGCCAGAAAGUGAAUGUCUUGUCUGGGGUGAAGUUGACAAUCCAAAACCUGGUGUCUGUGCUGUUUUGGAACCCUACCUGAUCACAGAAACUGUGGCUUCUGGAAGUGUUGUCACAACCAUGGAGCAACGGGUGAUUGUAAGGCUUUGCAAUCUUUCCAGCAAUAAGACCACCUUGCUGAAAGGAGCCUGUCUUGGUCUCUUGGUUGAAACCUAUCCAGAUGAGAGCUCAUCACAUUAUACAGAGCAAGAAGAGGACUGUAGCGUUCAAGAGCAGAGUGAUAACACAAUUUAUUCGGAACUAAGAAGACUGUCAACUGCCACUGACUUACCUGAGCACCUCCAAGCCCUUUACGCUGCUUCAAGUGGAACAUUAAAUGAAGAACAACAACAGCGAUUUGUUGAGCUCUUGCUCUCAUACAGAUUUCUUUUUGCCGUUUCAGAUGCUGACCUUGGUUUCCUAACAGUUGUUACACACAAAAUAAAUACUGGAGCUGCUGGGCCAGUACGCCAGCCAGUAAGACGGACUCCACUCGGAUUUCAAGGGGAAGAGGAGAGGCAUCUCAAAGCUAUGCUGGAAGCAGGAGUUGUUACACCUUCCUCCUCAGAGUGGGCGUCCCCUGUCGUGUUAGUCCGUAAAAAGGAUGGUGGAGUCCGCUGGUGUAUCGAUUAUCGACGCCUAAACAGCCUGACAACAAAGGAUGCUUAUCCUCUCCCCAAGAUUGAGGAAUGCCUGGAUGUCCUUGGUGGCGCUUGUGUCUUCUCUACCCUAGACCUCCAGUCUGGGUACUGGCAAAUUGCAGUAGAUGAAAUGGACAGACCAAAGACAGCCUUCAUCACUCGCUAUGGCCUGUAUGAAUACACCCGUAUGCCCUUUGGAUUGUGCAAUGCUCCAAGCACUUUCCAAAGGGCAAUGGAGUUUGUUCUGCGAGGACUUCAAUGGGAAACCCUUCUGAUUUACUUGGAUGACAUCAUUAUCCUGGGUAAAGGAGUAGACGAGAGCCUUGAUCGCCUUGCACUCGUAUUCCAACGCCUUGACAGUUAUGGGUUGAAGCUGAAGCCGUCCAAGUGUCAACUACUCAAAGACGAAGUCCUUUUUCUGGGCCAUGUGGUCAGUGGUGAGGGUAUCCGCCCUAACCCAGCUUUGAUUAAAGAUGUAGACACUUGGAAAACCCCCACAAGUGUGCAUGAGCUAAAGGCUUUCCUUGGACUGUGUAACUACUACAGGAAGUUUGUUCCGGCAUUUUCUGAGCUGGCCAGCCCCCUAAAUGAACUCCUUCGAAAAGAAGUGACAUUCAUGUGGACUGAGGAGCACCAGAAUGCCUUCACACAACUCAAGGAAAGAUUGACUUCUGCACCAAUACUGGGGUAUCCUUCAACAGAAGGGAAAUACAUUCUGGACACAGAUGCGUCAAAUCACAGCAUCGGAGCAGUGUUAUCACAACUCCAGUGGGGAGAGGAAAGAGUUAUCACCUAUGCAAGUACCCACCUUACCCCAGCUCAGAAAAGAUACUGUGUAACAAGGCGAGAGUUGCUAGCUGUUGUCUGCUACACCCGCCAAUUUCGACACUACCUGCUUGGUAAGAAGUUUCUUUUGCGCACUGAUCACAACAGCCUUACCUGGUUGUUCCGUUUCAAACACCCUGAGGGACAGCUUGCUCGAUGGCUGGAAGAGCUGAGCCAGUAUGAUCUCGUCAUUGAGCACAGGGCUGGAAAACACCAUUCAAAUGCUGAUGCGAUGUCAAGACGUGAUGGUGAGAUUCCCAAUACGUGUAACUGUUAUCAGGCAGGGAAGAAUGUUUCAGAUUUGCCAUGUGGAGGUUGUCAACAUUGCCAAAGACUCCAUGACCACUGGGAGAGGUUUGAAGAAGACGUUGACGAUGUUGUGCCACUUGCAGUAAGGCGCAUUGAGUGUGAAACAGAGAAACACAAUGACAACACUGAACGCAAUGACAUUUGCACAGGCGAAGAGAACAGAUCAGUUUCAGAGUUGCUUGGAGCGCCACAUGUUAACUGGUUAGAAACCACUACCAAAGAACAGCUGGCUCAACAACAAAAAGCUGAUCCUGACCUCUCAAUCUUGCAUGAGUGGAAAAAUAGUGGAACCAUUCCCACAAAGGAGCAGGUAGCAUUGAAAAGUCCAGCAGUAAGGAAAUACUGGUUGUGUUGGCCGCAAGUCGAAUUACACCAAGGUGUUCUCUUCUAUCGUUGGGAAAGACCUGGAGGACUCAGCCCUUCCCUGCUGUUACUAGUACCAGUUUCAAUGCAAGCAGAAGUGUUGCAAGCCUGCCACAACCCACCCCAGUCUGGCCAUUUGGGGGAAGGCAAAACGUUAGAGCGACUCCGUCAGAGUUUUCACUGGCAUGGCAUGGGUGGAGAUGUACAUUUGUACAUACAACGGUGCAAACACUGCAAUGCCUGUAAAUCUGCAGGACCUACUAAGAGAGCCAAACUUCAAAAUUACCAAGCAGGGGCCCCAAUGGAUCGGAUCCACAUUGAUAUACUGGGUCCAUUUCCUGUGUCCAGUUCUGGAAACAAGUAUGUUCUCAUCAUCAUUGACCAAUUCACUCGAUGGGUGGAGGCAUUUCCUAUUCCAGACCAAGGCGCAGAAACAACAGCUAGGACAUUGGUUUAUGAGUUCAUUUCCCGUUUUGGUGCACCACUCGAACUGCACACAGACCAGGGUCGCAAUUUUGAAAGUUCACUAUUCAAGAAUGUUUGCAGUCUUUUGCAGAUCACAAAAACAAGGACGACCCCUUACCACCCUGCCUCAAAUGGGCAAGUUGAGCGGUUCAACCGCACACUCCUUCAGAUGAUUCGCUGCUAUGUGAACCAGAAUCAGAAAAACUGGGAUGAGCAUCUUCCUCUACUUACAUCAGCAUAUCGUAGCUCCCAACAUGCAGUCACGGGAUUCACACCAAAUAGGCUGAUGCUUGGAAGAGAAGUCUACCAACCUCAGGAUCUAUGGUCUGGCAUAGCAGAGCAGAGGUCAGAUAGUUUGGCAGUUCCCGACUUCCUGUACAACUUGGAAAAGGGCUUAAGAGAAGCACAUGAUGCUGCCAGAGAGCACCUCCAAACAGCUCAACAACGUCAAAAGAAGACGUAUGAUCUCAGGUCUCAAGAGAGGACGUAUAAUGUGGGAGAUCUUGUGUACAUGAGGGACAGCACCAAAAAGAAGGGACAAAGUCCAAAACUCCAAGCACCUUGGAAAGGGCCCUUUGUGAUAUCUGUCUGCUGUGGCCCGGUGCUUUAUGAGGUCCAGGGGUUACGACAAAAGAGAAUCAUGCAUCAUGACCGUCUUAAGCCUUAUGACUGUGAGGUGAUUCCAGCAUGGGUUAAGCGUCAAAGGAGUCAGAUCCUGCAAAAGAGCAAAGAUACCACUAGUAAUCCUAUAAUUCAAGAGCCUUUGCUUGAUCCUGAACAGCUCGCAACCCAGUACAGCAGUGAAACAGAUUCAGUUUCUUCUGACCCUGAGCCCAAGGAAAACCAGGACAAAGGAAGAAAACGUCAACCAGCAGCUCGUCGACGAAGGCAAAAAGAAAGGGAACUUGGGCUAAUGUCAGACCUAGGACAAGAAGAGACAGUCAAGAGGACAAACAGAGGAAGAGAAAUUCGUAAGCCUGCAAGAUACAAUAAUUAAGAGGAAAAAAAAAAAAAAAAAGGAAUGACUGUGUUCCAGACUUUCAGUUAAGUACUAGUACUUAUGGAAUGUUAUUUCAGAGUUAACGCCUUGAAGGACUUUUCCAGACUAAAGAUACUGUUUAUUAUUACAUGCACUAUUUCUUAGUUACUGUUAUGCUAUUUUUACUGAAGGGACUCAGUACUGUUAAAAGAGGGGGAAUAGUGUAGAAAAGAGAACAUGGCCCCUUUAAGUAUUUUAGUUACCCUUUCUGUGAUCUAGUCUCUUAUUGGUUGUUCAGUUACGCACUCUUUUGUAUAGAGCGUAAAGUUACGUUUUUCUUCUUUAGUUAGAUUUUGGGGUUGCUCGCAUGCUCAUCGCACGUCGGAAAACUGCCGUCCUGUGCCGGAGCAAGAGCACCUAGCAGCCACAUCAGUUUCAUACAAAGUGUGUGUUCAUGAACGAUACUGUUGGUGAGUGCGCUGUGAACUGUGACUUACAUCUGUGCAGAACAGUAAACUCUGUGAACGAAUCCCCUUGUCGUGGCUCAUUUCACCCGCGUUUCCCACUGCAUCGACCCAAAGCAGUAGCACGACA